AUGAAGAUGUGGAGCCUUCAGAACCUGCUGUUCAUCCUCUGCUUUGCCGUGGGUUAUGUGACCAGAGCAGCAGGAGUGAUCCAUGUGUUUGGAUAUGUGGGCAGAGAUGUUGAUGUUUCCUGCUCCUAUGAUCAGGGUUAUGAGUCUCAUGAGAAGUACCUGUGCAAGAACAACUGUGGCAGCAGUGAUGUUCUUAUUACGACAUCAGAAACAAAGAAGAACAAAUACUCCAUCUAUGAUGACAAAGAGAAACGAAGCUUCACAGUGACCAUCUCUGAUCUUCAGUCUGUGGAUGCUGGGAAAUACUGGUGUGGGGUGACAGCGUUUUUCAAAGAUAUCUACACUGAAGUAAAACUGGAACUAGGACAAGAUCACUGCUGCAACAAUGUGGAUAAAAUUCAAAGUAAUGAAAGUGAUUCAGUGUCCAUCAUUUGUCGGUAUGAGUUGAAGUACCAGAACAACCUGAAGUUCAUCUGCAGAGGAAACCAGCCCUCCACAUGUCUGCAGCAGGCAGUCAUCACCUCUGACAGCAAACAAAAUGGACGCUUCACACUCAUUGAGGACAAGGAGUCAAGAAGAUUCACAGUGAACAUUAACAACCUGACCCAAGAGGAUUCUGGGUGGUAUCUUUGUGGUGUCCAUAGAAACACUGGACUGGAUGUUUUCUCUGCUGUUGAGCUGGAGGUUGAAGGUCAGAGGAAAUAA
Molecule: messenger RNA, 705 nt
Organism: Mugil cephalus (flathead mullet)
Lineage: Eukaryota; Metazoa; Chordata; Actinopteri; Mugiliformes; Mugilidae
Product: polymeric immunoglobulin receptor-like
Exons: 3
Coding region: 1-705 (234 amino acids)
Source: RefSeq, a predicted model, not a curated record